AAUCAUUUUUUAUUAGUUGAUUUAUGUCACAUUUUUAAUGCUCAAAACAUUGGCUUAUUACUCGAGGUACAAAGUGGGGAGUAAAGUAUAUUUUUGUUCAAAAAAGUAAAGCAGUUUGUUUGGACCCACUCUAUAAAUUACAUCGAAUAAAUGGACCUCUUCGUAUUCAGCAAAAAAAAAAAAGACUGACUCCCUCACAACAAUUUCUCGACGAUGGCGGCUGCUUCUUCCAUUCUCAGAUCGACCUUCGUCUCUCCCUGCCCCCAACCCAAUCCGCGCCGACCAUCCAAGUCCCCUUCACGUGCCUUCCACCCGAUCAAAGCCGCCGCCGCCGAUGGCCCAGCCCCGCUGCAUCAGAAGAACCACCGCCGCCCCGCCGACGAGAACAUCCGCGACGAGGCGCGACGGCUCAGCUCCUCCCACAACUUCUCCGCCCGGUACGUCCCCUUCGGCGCCGACCCCGCCUCGACCGACGAGUGGUACUCGCUCGACGAGAUCGUCUACCGCAGCCGCUCCGGCGGCCUCCUCGACGUCCAGCACGACAUGGACGCGCUGAAGAAGUUCGACGGCCAGUACUGGCGCUCCCUCUUCGACUCUCGCGUCGGGAAGACCACGUGGCCGUACGGCUCCGGGGUCUGGUCGAAGAAGGAGUGGGUCCUGCCGGGGAUCGCCAGCGACGACAUAGUCAGCGCUUUCGAAGGUAAUUCCAAUCUCUUCUGGGCCGAGCGUUACGGCAAACAGUUUCUAGGCAUGAACGAUUUGUGGGUGAAGCACUGUGGGAUUAGCCACACCGGCAGCUUCAAAGAUCUGGGAAUGACUGUUCUGGUCAGCCAGGUGAACCGGCUGAGGAAGAUGAACAAACCGGUGGUCGGCGUCGGCUGUGCUUCAACCGGAGACACAUCCGCCGCCCUAUCCGCCUACUGUGCUUCCGCCGGAAUCCCAUCCAUCGUCUUCCUCCCUGCAAAUCGGAUAUCAAUUUCCCAAUUAGUCCAACCCAUAGCCAACGGAGCUUUCGUGCUGAGCAUAGACACAGAUUUCGACGGCUGUAUGAAGCUGAUUCGAGAGGUCACAUCUGAACUCCCCAUUUACUUGGCCAAUUCACUCAACAGUCUGAGAUUAGAAGGCCAAAAGACGGCCGCCAUUGAAAUUCUUCAACAGUUCGACUGGGAAGUGCCCGAUUGGGUGAUAAUCCCAGGAGGGAAUCUGGGCAACAUCUAUGCAUUCUACAAAGGGUUUCACAUGUGCAGAGAAUUAGGGCUUGUUGAUAGGAUUCCCAGGCUUGUCUGUGCUCAAGCAGCAAAUGCCAACCCUCUCUACCUGCAUUACAAAGCCGGUUGGAAAGGCGACUUCAAGCCCGUGAGGGCAAAUACGACAUUUGCGUCCGCGAUCCAGAUUGGCGACCCGGUGUCCAUCGACCGGGCGGUUUUGGCUUUGAAAAACUCGAACGGGAUCGUGGAGGAGGCCACCGAGGAGGAGCUGAUGGAUGCCACGGCUCAAGCUGAUUCGACCGGGAUGUUCAUAUGCCCGCACACGGGAGUGGCAUUGACUGCCCUCAUCAAGCUGAGGAGGAGCGGGGUGAUCAAGCCCACGGACAAGACGGUCGUGGUCAGUACUGCCCACGGGCUGAAGUUUACCCAGUCCAAGGUUGAUUAUCAUUCGGGCGCGAUCAAGGACAUUGGGAGCCGGUUCGCCAACCCCCCGGUUCAGGUGAAGCCCGAUUACGGAUCGAUCAUGGAUGUUCUCAAGAAAUAUCUGCUGAACAAAGACUCGUCAUCCAAGAAAUGAAUUGUGUGAGUUUAGUUUUGUUCCUCUUGUUUGUAGUAUGUUCUCUCAAUGCCUGCUCAUAUGAAGGAGGAGUAGACUUUUGAUUUGAGAAGGCAGUUCUAUGAGAAACCAAUAAAACGCCAUAGAAUUGAAUCUUUUAGAUUCAAUCUUGUCCAAGUUCUUUCUUGAAUUAUGGUUUUGCCAAUGAAGUCAAAUCAUUUUGGUAUGUUUUGGGUUUUUAAAUAUAUAAUUCUCUUCAAAAUUAGUUGUCCACUCAAAGUAUUCAACAAUGAAAUUAUGAUUCAUGA
Messenger RNA from Cuscuta campestris, 2072 nucleotides. Lineage: Eukaryota; Viridiplantae; Streptophyta; Magnoliopsida; Solanales; Convolvulaceae. The record is from the annotation of a GenBank genome assembly.